AUCGUGUGUAUCCGUACUUCUCCGAUUUAAUUACGAGGAGGACUGCUGAGUUGCCGUUCCGAUUCAGCAGCCGUUGGAUCUCAACACCAAAUAAAUCCUAAGAAGGGUUCGAUUGGUGGCGGCUGCUCAUCACUAUAUACAACCCUGGUCUCCUCUCCCUCUCACUCCUACCUGGACUUCCACCUCACUUCCUCGCUUCCCUGUUUACGCCAUGAAAACAGAUGCUUCAUGAAAUUGCUUAUAAUAUAGAAGAUCUUGUGUAAUAUUUUUAGUAUUGGUGGAAAUCUGAGUAUAUAUUCUACGGAGCGAAAUGGGUUCCGGGGAAGACAGCACACCUGCUAAGCCUUCCAAACCAACUACAUCAGCUCAGGAGACACCAACAACGCCUUCAUAUCCUGAUUGGUCAACCCCCUUACAGGCGUACUAUGGUGCUGGAGCCACUGCACCCCCUCCAUUUUUUACCUCAAGUGUUGCUUCAUCACCUGCUCCCCAUCCAUAUCUGUGGGGAAGCCAGCAUUUAAUGCCACCAUAUGGAACUCCACUUCCGUAUCCCGCCUUAUAUCCUCAUGGGGGACUUUAUGCCCAUCCUAGCAUGGCUGCAGCUCAGGGUGCAGCAGUAACAACUACAGAAGCAGAAGGAAAAGCCUCUGAUGGAAAGGAUCGGUCUUCAGCUAAGAAAUCCAAAAGGAGUUCAGGAAAAGAAAGUAGAAAAUCUGCUUCAGGAUCUGCAAAUGACGGUGCCUCACAGAGUGAUGAAAGUGGAAAUGAGGGUUCAUCCAGUGCAAGUGAUGAGAAUACUAACCAACAAGUUAUGCCAUAUAUAUAUAUUUUUUGUCUUCAGGAUGGCAAGAAGAGAAGCUUUGACCAGAUGCUUGCAGAUGGAGCAAGUGCACAGAACAACAGCAGUGCUCAAUAUAGUGGUGCAACUGUUGAAACAACUUUUGGUACAAGGGGGCAACCACUUGCAAAGCUUCCAGUUUCAGUCCCUGGGAGGCCGGUUGUAAAUAUGCCUGCUGCCAAUUUGAAUAUAGGAAUGGACCUUUGGAAUUCGUCCCCUGCUGGAACUGUACCAUUGAAGACCAGACCAAAUGCUUCUGGUGUCUCAGCUUCUGUUGCACAAGCACCAGUUGUUGGACGUGAAGGGGUUAUGCUUGAUCACCUUUCAAUUCAAGAUGAACGUGAACUAAAAAGACAGAGAAGAAAACAGUCUAAUCGGGAGUCAGCAAGGAGGUCAAGAUUACGGAAGCAGGCAGAAUGUGAAGAGCUGCAAUCAAAGGUGCAAACAUUGACUUCUGAGAAUCACACACUCAGGACUGAGCUCGAGAGGCUUGCUGAAGAAUGUGCAAAGCUUACAUCAGAAAAUAAGUCUUUAAUGGAAGAGCUGACUCAGUUAUAUGGACCAGAGGCCAUUGCUGAUCUUGAAGACAACAAUGCUAGCACAGUUCUCCAAUCCACUAAUGGUGAUGUAAACGGUCAUCAACAAGAUACUUCAAGGGAAAAUGAUUCAGCUUGUAGUCAGAAGAAUGGAACUAUUCUUAACUCUAACGGGAAGCUUGAUUCUGGUUCCAGUUGAUGACAGGACCUUUUUGUUUGUUUGCAGAACCAAUCCAGAGCCUUAACCUUUCCAGUUUUAAUUGUGUCACAAUAUAGUUACGCGUCUCACUGUGUACAUUGUUGUACAAUAAUAGAACUAAGAAAUUUAGGCGUUGCUUAUCCAAUUGAUUAGCGACUAGAGAAGUCUUUAGGAGAGUUUAUUUUCUUCACUUCAAUUGUCUGUUUAAUGUUAUUACUGUCUUUUCUUUGGCAAAUGUAUAUUGCCUGAUGCUUUGUAUUGCACAUGGUGUGUUAAAUCAAUAAGGCAGCAGGGUCGAGCGAUCAUUUAUUCAUUAACAA
Molecule: messenger RNA, 1893 nt
Organism: Nelumbo nucifera (sacred lotus)
Lineage: Eukaryota; Viridiplantae; Streptophyta; Magnoliopsida; Proteales; Nelumbonaceae
Product: G-box-binding factor 1-like
Biological process (GO): regulation of DNA-templated transcription
Cellular component (GO): nucleus
Molecular function (GO): sequence-specific DNA binding; DNA-binding transcription factor activity
Source: RefSeq, a predicted model, not a curated record